UUGUGCUCAUUGCGCCGCACGUCUCGUUGCUCUCCGCUUCAAGUUGACGACAAAGAGCCGAGCCGUGGGCCAAAAUUUCAGAUGAAGCUUGCUUGGGCUGUGCUGCUUUGUUUUUGCGGCCAAUCGCUCGCCACCACGUACAUCGGAAAUGGCACCAUCGGAGUCAACUACGCCUACUCCCUGAAAACUGAAGACUCGCUCAUCAUCAGAUAUGAACUUUCCAAGCUGGACGCGAACCACCCUUCAAGGGUGCACAUCAGCACCGUGAACGGCAGCGUCGACUACCCCAUCUUCGUGAUUUUGAGACAGGGCCGCGACGUCGUCAACUGGGACAUGCCGUACUGGAGCUCCAGUGGUCAGAAAUACAACUUUGUGGCGCGCACCGUGUGUCCCUUCAUGACAGACUCGCUGUUCGUGAUUGUGACGUCGCCGAACGAGCCGCCCGUCGACGUGAACGUGCGGGUGACGCUGCAGAAGUCGUACCUGCUGACGGCCGACACGACGGUCGACACCAGCGCCACGCCCAGUCAGCCCAGGUACUUCCGGUUCGAGUUCCCGGCCAACACGACGGUCGUCUUCGUCGAAGCCAAGAGUCCCAAUGACUCCUGCGCCAUGCUUUUCCUCUUUAAAUCGUGCUCGGCGCACGAUCUCAUUGAGCACGCGUUUUCAGACGAGAGCUACAGGCAGACGAUUACUAAAAAAGGGGGAAUGAUGGUUCACCGGAAAUAUUACCCUAAAGGCCACUUUUACGUUGGCUUUGUAGUCUUCGCGAACGACGAUAAUUGCUUGGAUGACGGAACCUAUACGCCGAUCAACGCGACUCCUAUUUCGGUACCAGUACGGAUCAAGAACAUCAGCCUCACCAUCCAUGACAUUUCUGACGUGGAAACCAUCGCGAGUGUGGUCAAGGACAUUGGUUUUAUCUACGCCGUCAUCUUCGGAUUAGUCAUGAUCUUGGCUCUAUACCAUUUUGGAAUGAAGUUGGUGAAGCACUGCCGAAAGAGAAAUUUAAGGCACAUACCAGGCAUGGUUCCUGUCCUUCCUCCGGUUCUGCAGCCUCUGUUGCCAGACAUUAAUGCUGAUGGCGGGAACCAAGACAAUAACUCAGAUGCUGAGGAGGAAGACAGCGAUGAACUACAUUCAAAUGAAAGCAUAAAUAACGCACGGCACGAAAUGAUCAUCAAGUUCACACGAGGCGAAAAAAUCAUGGUGUCCGACCUGUGCUGGCACGACCUCAAGCAGCUCAAGGAGGCCACGCAACUGUUCGCCUGGAUCCUGAUCGCGGUCAUGAUCUACAACGGACUGCCUGUGAUCUACAUGAUGCUCGUGUACCAGCUCAACAUCCAUAAAACCGGAGACAUGGACUGGUGUUACUACAACUUCUACUGUGCCCACCCUUGGAUGUUCUUCUCCGACUUCAACCACAUCGUGUCCAACGUUGGCUACGGCAUCCUUGGAGUGACAUUCAACGCCAUCGUCUAUUGGGAGGAACGCAAAUCCAGGGAAUUGAACCUUGACACUGGCAUUCCCUCGCAGUACGGCCUCUACUACGCCAUGGGCUGGUCCUUGUUCGCGGAGGGCGUGUCCAGCGCUUGUUACCACAUUUGUCCUAACAACUUCAACUUUCAAAUUGACACGUGCUUCAUGUUCGUGAUUUGCGUGGUGUGCCUGCUGGCGCUGUACCAGAAGCGCCACCCGAGCAUCACGCUUCAUCCCAAGAAAGCGUUCAUCUUCCUUGCGAUUUUGUGUUCCAUCGGUUGGGUUGGAGAGCUUCUCGACGAAUACCUUUGGUGGCGAUUCCUGUUCUCCUUCCUGCACAUGACCGCCACCUACCUCUGCGCAUUCCACAUGUACUACUUCGGCCAGGGAAGCAUCCUUUCUCCCCAGUAUAGCUUCCGGCACAUCGAGUGGCUGAAACCAAAGUACCGCGUCAGAUUCAUCUUGAUAUCCUUGUUCGUCAUCGUGAACUUUGCGCUGAGUGUGGUAGGCCUUGCGCAGCAACCAGAUUCCUUCGCAUUCUACAUUCUGACAAUUCUGAUCACCAACUUGGGCAUGGGCACGGUGCACUACUUUAUAUCCAAAUGCUGUCACGGCGAGGGCUGCAUCAGGCUUCUGCCGCUGUUUCUCUUCUUGCUCAGCGCUGGCUUCGGAAUCACGGCCUUCUACUUCUUCCAAAUCAAAACCACGGAAUGGGAAGUCAAUCCGGCCACGUCAAGGACGUACAACCAGCCCUGCAAUGUGCUCGGAUUCUUCGACUCGCAUGACAUCUGGCACACUUUAUCCUCAUUCGCGCUUUUCUUCUACUUCCUUGUCCUCUUAAAUAUUGAUAAGCACCUGCAGGAUGUACCCCGUGACCAAAUUCAAGUUCUGCUCUGAUUUGUAUUUGUUAAAGCUUAUAUCUUUAACUUAUAUCUUAAGAAUUUUAAUUAAAAAGCGAGUUUUAAACAUU
Messenger RNA from Cloeon dipterum, 2449 nucleotides. RefSeq names its product SID1 transmembrane family member 1-like. The record is from RefSeq and is a predicted model, not a curated record. The transcript has 16 exons. Gene Ontology annotation, biological process: RNA transport. NCBI's taxonomy places the organism in Eukaryota, Metazoa, Arthropoda, Insecta, Ephemeroptera, Baetidae. Gene Ontology annotation, cellular component: lysosome; plasma membrane. Gene Ontology annotation, molecular function: RNA transmembrane transporter activity; double-stranded RNA binding. The coding region runs from base 82 to 2376 and encodes 764 amino acids.